AUGCUCGGCGGCGGCGGCGGCGGCGGCGGCGGCGGCGGCGGAGUCACAGCCAAAGCCAAGCCAAAGUCAAGGCCGUUGCCAACUCCUCUGACGGCCCGCAGUGGAGAUCUGUACUGGUGCCAAGGUCAUGAGACUGGUUUGGGGUUAGAUGUCUACCUGGCCACCAUAGUCUUGCUGACAAUUACUGGCAUUUAUACCAUCGCAGGUGGUUUUGCAGCUGUGGUUUAUACUGAUACCUUCCCUGCUGCUGUUAUGGUUCUGGGAUCACUCUUGUUAAUGGGCUUUGCCUUUCAGAAAGUGGGAGGAUACCAGGAGCUAUUGCAGAAAUACCCAGACAGUAAGGCAAACCUAAUCCAUGAAGGAAAUUGGACUGCCAAGCCGGAAUGUUUUAUUCCUCGCCUGGAUUUUUUCCAUAUCUUCCAAGAUCCCAUCACUGGAGACCUCCCAUGGCCUGGAAUCAUCUUUGCCAUCUCCACCCUCUCCUUAUACUACUGGUGCACUGAUCAGGUAACUACACGUGAUUUUUGUCCACGAUGCCUGGCAGGGAAGAACAUGUCUCACGUGAAAGGCGGCUGCGUCCUUUGUGGGUGCCUGAAGCUGCUGCCCAUGUUCAGCAUAGUGAUGCUGGGAAUGAUCAGCCAUGUCUUGUUCCUGGAUAAAGUGGCAUGUGUUGUACCUUCAAUAUGUGAGAAGUACUGCGGCAUCAGAACUGGGUGCAGCUCCAUCGCCUACCCAGUGCUGGUGGUAGAGCUGCUGCCUGAACCAUUACGAGGCUUGAUGCUGUCCGCACUAUGGGCCUCUCUCAUGUCCUCCUUGACUUCUAUUUUCAACUGUGCCAGAGCCCUGUUCACAAUGGACAUCUAUAACCAGAUUCGGCCUAUGGCCACUGAAAAGGAGCUCAUGGUAACAGGAAGGUUUUUUGUUAUAAUAUUACUUGCUGUCAUCAUCAUCUGGGUCCCUUUUAUACAAACAGAAUACAGUGAGCAACUGUUUGAAUACACAUAUGCAGUUAUGAGUUACCUGACCCCACCCAUUGCUGCCAUCUUCGGGCUUGCCGUAUUUUGCAAGAAAGUCACUGAACAGGGUGCCUUCUGGGGGCUGACUGGAGGACUUCUGAUUGGCUUCUCUUGAAUGUUGUCCGAGUUUGCCUAUGGACCCUGGAGCUGUGAGGCAAACAGCAAGUGCCCCCUGAUCAUCUGCAGCAUGCACUACCUCUACUUUGGGGUAAUUCUCUUCAUAAUCAGUCUUUUCACCAUCCUGGGGAUCUCCCUAUUCACAGACCCAAUUCCGGAUAAACAUCUCCACUGGCUCUGUUGGAGUUUACGAGACAGCCAACAGGAAAGGGUAGAUCUGGAUGAGGAAAUACAAGUGAAGAAACACACGACCCAAGAACAGCCAGCCUUCUGGGCUGGGGAGAAGCAGCAGAUGCAGUGA
Mirounga angustirostris (Northern elephant seal) is the source of this 1434-nucleotide messenger RNA. RefSeq names its product sodium/glucose cotransporter 1-like. Lineage: Eukaryota; Metazoa; Chordata; Mammalia; Carnivora; Phocidae. Gene Ontology annotation, molecular function: D-glucose:sodium symporter activity. Gene Ontology annotation, cellular component: plasma membrane. Gene Ontology annotation, biological process: sodium ion transport; transmembrane transport. The record is from RefSeq and is a predicted model, not a curated record. The transcript has 11 exons.